AAAGCUGCAGGACUGGUGCGAUGGGAGUUGAGACGUAAGAACCUGCCCGCCCGUAGGGCUCUGGAUGCUGCUGAGGCCCGAGGCCCCUAUGGCAGAUGUGAAAAUUCACCCUUGUAGAGUCAUUCCUGCCUUUGAGCGGACUCCCUUUUAAGUUUACAGAAGCACUUGCAGAACUCAUCAGAAGCCACCCCGCUUAUCAGCAGAUCUCAAGAGAGCGUCCGGUGGAGGCCCUGGGUCUGCACAGCUCACCUCCCUGGGAACUGCUCGCCCGAGCGUUGGAGCCGGCGCUGGCCCCUGCAGCCGGAAGGUUGCAGCCGCAGGAGCCCCGGAGGCCCAGGACACAGGGCUCUUACUCUUACAGAAUCCACAGGUCUUUCUUGAGGAAAUCUGUAGACAGAACUUUGUGCUGCGUUUUUACCUAGGGAAGGAACAGAAGAGUGUCGUCUCCUAGAAAUCUAGCACUGGAGAAACGAGGAAAAUUCUUCCAGCGAUGGUCUCCCACUCAGAGCUGAGGAAGGUUUUCUACUCAGCAGAUGCUGUGUGUUUUGAUGUUGACAGCACGGUCAUCAGAGAAGAAGGAAUCGAUGAGCUAGCCAAAAUCUGUGGCGUUGAGGACGCGGUGUCAGAAAUGACACGGCGAGCCAUGGGCGGGGCAGUGCCUUUCAAAGCUGCUCUCACAGAGCGCUUAGCCCUCAUCCAGCCCUCCAGGGAGCAGGUGCAGAGACUCAUAGCAGAGCAACCCCCCCACCUGACCCCCGGCAUAAGGGAGCUGGUAAGUCGCCUACAGGAGCGAAAUGUUCAGGUUUUCCUAAUAUCUGGUGGCUUUAGGAGUAUUGUAGAGCAUGUUGCUUCAAAGCUCAAUAUCCCAGCAACCAAUGUAUUUGCCAAUAGGCUGAAAUUCUACUUUAACGGUGAAUAUGCAGGUUUUGAUGAGACGCAGCCAACAGCUGAAUCUGGUGGAAAAGGAAAAGUGAUUAAACUUUUAAAGGAAAAAUUUCAUUUUAAGAAAAUAAUCAUGAUUGGAGAUGGUGCCACAGAUAUGGAAGCCUGUCCUCCUGCUGAUGCUUUCAUUGGAUUUGGAGGAAAUGUGAUCAGGCAACAAGUCAAGGAUAACGCCAAAUGGUAUAUCACUGAUUUUGUAGAGCUGCUGGGAGAACUGGAAGAAUAACAUCCAUUGUCGUACAGCUCCAAACAACUUCAGAUGAAUUUUUACAAGUUAUACAGAUUGAUACUGUUUGCUUACAAUUGCCUAUUACAACUUGCUAUAGAAAGUCGGUACAGAUGAUCUGUACUUUAAACUACAGUUAGGAAUCCUAGAAGAUUGCUUUUUUUUUUUUUUAACUGUAGUUCCAGUAUUAUAUGAUGACUAUUGAUUUCCUGGAGAGGUUUUUUUUUUUUUUUUUUUUUUGAGACAGAAUCUCGCUCUGUUGCCCAGGCUGGAGUGCAGUGGCGCGGUCUCGGCUCACUGCAAGCUCUGCCUCCCAGGUUCACGCCAUUCUCCUGCCUCAGCCUCCCAAGUAGCUGGGACUACAGGCGCCCGCCACCACACCCGGCUAAUUUUUUGUAUUUUUAGUAGAGACGGGGUUUCACCAUGUUAGCCAGGAUGGUCUUGAUCUCCUGACCUUGUGAUCCGCCUGCCUCAGCCUCCCAAAGUGCUGGGAUUACAGGCUUGGGCCACCGCGCCCAGCCAAUGUCCUGGAGAGUUUUGUAAUCUGAAUUCUUUAUGUAUAUUCGUAGCUAUAUUUCAUACAAAGUGCUUUAAGUGUGGAGAGUCAAUUAAACACCUUUACUCUUAGAAAUACGGAUUCGGCAGCCUUCAGUGAAUAUUGGUUUCUCUUUGGUAUGUCAAUAAAAGUUUAUCCAUAUGUCAGAA
This is a messenger RNA of Gorilla gorilla gorilla (western lowland gorilla), 1873 nucleotides long. It is a transcript of the gene PSPH, whose product is annotated as phosphoserine phosphatase. Gene Ontology annotation, molecular function: magnesium ion binding; L-phosphoserine phosphatase activity. Gene Ontology annotation, cellular component: cytoplasm. Gene Ontology annotation, biological process: L-serine biosynthetic process; dephosphorylation. Bases 491 to 1168 code for a protein of 225 amino acids. NCBI's taxonomy places the organism in Eukaryota, Metazoa, Chordata, Mammalia, Primates, Hominidae. The record is from RefSeq and is a predicted model, not a curated record. The transcript is spliced from 8 exons.